AUGUCGCAACGACAGCAACAACGAAGCGCACCAGCGCCCUCACAAACACAAACUGAAACACCAUCACAAACGCCAGAUACGAGAGAACAGGCCCCCCAGAUUUUGCGACUUCGCGGUGCGCAUACUUCCAAUGGACGAUCUGUGCAGUGGGCAGAGGAUGUAGUAGACAACGAAGGUCUCGGACUGUGCUGUAUUUACCAUAAACCCAAGGCGGUUGAUGAGUCCAGCGACGAAUCAUCUUCAGAUUCCGACUCCGAUUCCGACUCUGAUCGCGACGGCGCACAACCAGCAGGCGGUAAGCGCCAGAGUUGCGGACAUGGACACGGACAUAACCAUGGACGAGGUCGCAGAAAUGGGAAGGGAAAAGAGAAGAGAGCACCAAGUCCGAAUGCAUACGAGAAAGUUCCUAAGCCGAAACCGAAGGAUGGGCCGUCAGAAACCAAGUCAUAG
Fusarium coffeatum is the source of this 450-nucleotide messenger RNA. RefSeq lists its product as uncharacterized. The record is from RefSeq and is a predicted model, not a curated record. Gene Ontology annotation, cellular component: nucleus. Gene Ontology annotation, molecular function: protein phosphatase 1 binding; protein serine/threonine phosphatase inhibitor activity. The transcript is spliced from 2 exons. NCBI's taxonomy places the organism in Eukaryota, Fungi, Ascomycota, Sordariomycetes, Hypocreales, Nectriaceae. Bases 1 to 450 code for a protein of 149 amino acids.